CUCUCUCUAAGGGCAUCUUCUUCUUCUUCUUCUUCUUUUCUUUUAGCAAAGCAUUUAGGCUACGGGACAACUCCAAAAAGCCAGAUUUUUACCCUUGCCUUUUACUUAGGCACGACAAAAAUCUGAGAUGUUUUCUGCUAUUAUGUCCCAUCUGCCCCGCAUUUGUAAUCCUGCCCCUUGCAGAACAAAUCCACUGGACUGGUGCCUUCCUAUUGAGACGCUAGAAGCAUAGAAGACAACCUCAGAGCGCUCUAUCAUUAAAAGCAAACAAGACAGAGGACCUCGGCUUUUAAAAGCAAAACGAGAAAACAAUCUGAAAGCGUCAAGUUAAUAUUUCCCGAUUGGCUUUACACGUCGCAGAUUUUGCUUGUAAGUUGCAUGUUCGUGAGUGGAAGUACUCGGCUCGGGACAGAAGGAAUGGGAUACCCGAGCAGAGCAGUGAGGGGAUGGAGAAGACGGAAAGGAUGGACGCUCUUGGUUUGGGUCGUUGUUGUCAGCUUGGCUUUAGCUGACGGACGGAGAGUGAGGCAGCCCAGAUGCCCCCACGGAUGCACCUGCACAAAAGAUAAUGCCCUAUGUGAGAGUGUCCGAUCUGUGCCUCACACUUUCCCAUCCGACGUCGUUUCACUAUCUUUUGUCAAGUCUGGAUUUAAUGAAAUUACUGGAGGAAGCUUUGCGCACACACCUACCCUACACCUGCUAUUGUUCACAGCAAACUCAUUUGACCUGAUUGAUGAGGAUGCAUUUCAAGGUUUACCACAUCUUGAAUACCUAUUUAUUGAAAACAACAAAAUUGCUGAAAUAUCCCAGUAUGCUUUCCGGGGCCUGAAAGCACUAGUACAUCUGAUUUUAGCAUAUUGGAAUCUAGAAACACUGCCCAAAGAUGUUUUUAAGGGAAUGGAUGCUUUGACCAAAGUGGAUCUGCGAGGCAACAAUUUGAUCUGUGACUGCAAGCUCAAGUGGUUGGUGGAGUGGAUGCACCACACCAAUGCUACUCUAGACCAAAUCUACUGCAGUGGCCCACCCAUUCACCAGGGGAAGAAGAUCAACGACCUGCUGCCUCACUCUUUUGACUGCAUCGCAGCAGAGUUUGCCACCUAUCAGUCACUGAAGUUUGAGUCCAUUUCGGUGGAUGCCUUCACUCUUGGUAAUGAACAGUAUGUCGUGUUUGCCCAGCCUUUUGCUGGGACAUGCAGCUUCUUAGAAUGGGAUCACGUGGAGAUGACCUUCAGAACAUAUGACACCAUUGAAAGCACCUCAACUGUCGUCUGCAAGCCCAUGCUAAUUGAGAACCACCUCUUUGUCAUUGUGGCCCAGUUGUUUGGGGGCUCACACAUUUACAAACAUGAUACCUCUGCCAGCAAAUUCAUCAAGAUCCAGGACAUUGACAUCCUAAAAAUUCGCAAACCCAACGACAUCGAGACCUUCAUGAUCGACGGAGAGUCUUUCUUUGUCAUCGCUGACAGCUCUAAGGCGGGCUCCACAACGGUGUACAAAUGGAACGGCAAUGGAUUUUACUCCCAUCAGUCACUCCACCCUUGGUACAGGGAUACAGAUGUAGAAUAUCUAGAGAUCUCCAACAAACCCCACCUGAUUUUGUCAAGUAGCUCCCAGAGGCCCGUCGUGUACCAGUGGAACAGAAGCCAGAAAAAGUUUGACCGCAGGACUGACAUACCGGACAUGGAGGACGUCUUCUCCAUCAAACACUUCCGAGUCCAAGGUGAUCUGUUUAUAUGCUUGACAAGAUUCAUCGGGGACUCCAAGGUGAUGCGCUGGGACGGUGCCAUGUUCAAAGAGGUCCAGACAUUCCCUUCCCGUGGCUCUAUGGUGUUCCAGCCCGUCUCCACCGGCAACUGGCAGUAUGCCAUCUUGGGCAGCGAUUACUCACUGACGCAGGUCUACCAAUGGGACACCAAGAGGGGCCAGUUUGUCCCAUCUCAGGAGCUGAAUAUCCAGGCGCCUCGGGGAUUUUCUCUGGUUUCCAUUGACGGCCGGGUGUUCCUACUGGCAUCCAGCUUCAAGGGAAAAACUCAGAUAUACGAGCACCUCAUGAUCGAUCUGAGCAAUUAGGUCCAUCGUCUAAAUGCCUUUUCCCCGAGAUUGUCGCUCUCGUCAGUCCCAUUUUAACCAAUCAACAAUUUCCACCUUUGCUCAAACAAAAAGAGAGAUUUGUCAAAAAAUAAUGAGGCCCUUUAGAUUAGUUUGUAGCUAAACUUAUAAAUAUUUUGUGAUCAGCUGCAGUGGUCUGCAAGUCCUGUAUUUAUAUCUCAAUCCCUUAAUAUUUGGAAAUGCCUUAUUUUCCAUUUAAAGUUGUGAAGUCAGUGAACUUCUUCGUCUGUUAUUCAACUCCAAAGGCAGAAGACAUUCACACAUGAGUUUGCUAUUAAUCUACAUACAGUUUUGUUUCUCCUAUAGGAUUUUGAUAGUUCAUGUUUUUUGUUGUUGCUGUUGUUGUUUUUGGAAAAGGGGGCAAGAACGUUACCACUGGAGGUAAUUCACCUGAAAAUACAUUAUAGACUAUGGGACAUUAACCUACAAUACUAAUAGGUGUGUUGUGUUUAAGUACUGGAUUUAUUUGCUUGUGUAGGUUAGUCUCAUUCAUCCUGUCACAUGAGCCAUUCAACUGACAGGCUUAACAGAUACCUUACAGAAAAGAGACAAUCUGACAAAUGUACAAAACCCCCUUUUCACCUUUAAAUCUAUGAUUAUAGAUGUAGUGCUGUACUUAGCAAUAGAGCAUUUUGUCAGUAUUUGAGACCUGAGCUUCAUAACACUACUUUCAACCAAAUGCAGGUAAAAAUUGGACUACUUGCUGAGAACCGUGUCUUUUCCAUGGCAGCUAGUUGGCAGCUUGUAAUUAUUUCACUUCAAUAAAUGGAAUGACAAAUCUGCUAAACACUGUGAGAAACUGAGUUUUAAAAAAAAGAACUGCUUCCUCUCUGCUCUCAGUUGAACAAGACUGUGUGCGCAAUACACUCAUGGCGUCGAUUUCUGAUGAAUGCCUCGCUAGAAGCAUCCCACUGUGUCACCCAGCCCUUUCUCUUUCACUGCAACCUUACCCCUUUUCUCCCCCGUUGACAAAGCCAUUGUUGUCUUUACUCUGCAACGAAAAGCCAACCACUGUGCCGCACAUACUACCUAUGCUUUCACGUGCGCCUCUUAUUCUGACACAAAAGAAGUUUGAUGACAAUUAAAAACUUCACUGACAACAAUUUGCCAAAAAAAUUAAUGUUUACGUUUUUACAAUAUUGUGUAAAUUAUGUUACUUUUGUAUGUAGAGGGGACCACACUCGAUGCUUCUUUUUUUGGUGUAGAUAUAGUGAUAAGAUUUGGUGUAACGUGAUACUUCUGCUGUAGACUUACUUGUGUCACUUUUAUCUAGUUGAGUAAGGAUAGAGGAUAUUACAUGUCCCUUUGCCUUCUUUUCGCAUUUUAUUUUAUGUACAGUGGUAAUAAAAUACUAAAUCAGCAAGGAA
Messenger RNA from Neolamprologus brichardi, 3476 nucleotides. The record is from RefSeq and is a predicted model, not a curated record. NCBI's taxonomy places the organism in Eukaryota, Metazoa, Chordata, Actinopteri, Cichliformes, Cichlidae.